Drosophila gunungcola (fruit fly) is the source of this 1016-nucleotide messenger RNA. RefSeq lists its product as uncharacterized. The transcript has 2 exons. NCBI's taxonomy places the organism in Eukaryota, Metazoa, Arthropoda, Insecta, Diptera, Drosophilidae. The record is from RefSeq and is a predicted model, not a curated record. Bases 13 to 849 code for a protein of 278 amino acids.
GUUCCUUCUGCAAUGUCAAACUUAAAUUUUUCCCAACUUUUGCUCGCACUUCUGCUUUUGGCUAGCACUUAUGUGCUGGCAUCGGAAAAAUGCAUUUAUUGUCGGGGUAUUAAUUGCCAGAGAAGUACCUAUGAGGCGGAGGAACAAUGCUCACAUCGAUUGGAUGCCUGCGUGACUGUCUUUAAUGAAGGGGCUAUUCAGGCGCAAGGAUGUCUGGAGAGGCUUGAGGAUGAUUGGAGAGAUAAAUGCCAUGAAAAUAAUAAAGGACAUGACGUUGCCUGCGAGAUCUGUGUAUCCGAAAAGUGCAACAAUGUGGGAUCCAAAAGAGGUAGCUGUCUUCAGUGUAAUAAUACAGAGGACGCGCAGUGUGCUGAGUCUCCUCAACUUCUGAAGGCUGUGCAAUGUCCUAUUGCCAGAUCGGGCAGAAGUUUUUGCUAUGCCAGUCUGGUAGGGAAUCGUUUGGAAAGAGGAUGUUCCCUCACCCUUUCAGAUCAAGUGAGUUGCCUGGCCAAUCCGAACUGUCACUUGUGCGAUCCUUUGGAACAAUGCCACUGCAAUGAUCAACUUGUAAAAACAGAUGAUUCACCAACAACUGAAGAUCCAAGUUCAAGUUCAACAACGGAAUCAACACCAAGCUCAACAAUCACAACAGAUUCAACAACAAUUACCUCAACUAGUUCUUCAACCAGUUCUUCAACCAGUUCUACAACUAGUUCAUCAACAGAAACUUCAACGACUGAGGAGAUUCCAACUACAACGUUCAAACCCAAUUCGGCUUUUGGCCUGCACGUUUCGUUCUUCCUGAUCUUUGCUCAAUUGGCCAUUUUUGCUUACAACCAACUUAAAUAGGCUUUCAUAUUUAAUUCCCACGACCUUCUCCAAACGCAAUCUAUGAACAACUUUUAUUAAACUAAUUUAUAUGAGAUUACCAUAAAUUGUUUGUCGCCAUUAUUGGCAAUCUUUUGAAAUUUAUAGCUGAGCUCCUGAGUUCGGGGAGGAGCUUUUUAUGUCAACGA